GUCCAGUCUCCUCGCUUCCGGGUAGGAACGAAGAACGUCCCCAGUGUGUAAGUAGCAGCAUCCCUGAUACACUUCUUUUGCACGCGCUUUGGAUCUUCGGCGCCUUCGUCUCCUUUGGAUUGGCAGCGCCACAAUCCAAUCGGCGGCGCCUCCUCCCGGGAUCCUGGAUGAACAGGGGGUGGAUCGCAGUCCACUGCCGCUGUGUGGAAGAGGUAGGGCGGCCGCCGCUGUCACGGAUCCCAGGUUAGCUGCGGCAUUGCGGGGAAGCUCGGAAUCUAGGAGGUUUUUGGGGGUUUUCGGGCUGCGAUGUCGAGGGAGAAGCGGCCUCUGGAUUCGGCGCGCGAUGGAUUGCCUAAUGAGAAGCGACAGCGGCCAGCGCUUGCGAGCGUCAUUGUUGAGGCUCUUAAGAUGGACAGUCUCCAGAAAUUGUGCUCAACCUUGGAACCUCUCCUUCGUCGAGUUGUGGGAGAAGAGGUCGAGCGUGCUUUGGCGAAGUUAGCACCUUCUAUGAAAGGUGGACUAACCUACAAAUCAUCGCCGAAACGCAUCCAGGGUGCCGAUACUAGAGCGUUGCGCCUGCAGUUUCGAAACAAGCUAGCGCUGCCGCUUUUCACUGGCAGUAAAGUCGAAGGGGAGCAAGGCUCUGCGAUUCACGUCGUCCUACAGGAUGCCAACACAGGGCAGGUUGUAACUACUGGCGCUGAAGCAGGAGCAAAACUUGAUAUUGUUGUGCUGGAAGGCGACUUCUCGGCUGACGACGAAGAAGACUGGAGUAUGGAAGAUUUUGACACAUACGUUGUCCGAGAACGUGAAGGGAAGCGGCCCCUUCUUACAGGAGAUUUGAGUGUCACACUCAAAGAAGGCGUAGGUACACUUGGAGAGCUUACUUUCACUGACAACUCUAGCUGGAUCAGGAGCAGGAAGUUCAGGCUCGGUGUACGCGUCUCUCCUGGUUCUUUCGAAGGACCGCGCAUCCGAGAGGGCAAGACCGAUUCUUUUUCCGUCAAAGACCACCGUGGAGAACUUUACAAAAAACACUAUCCUCCCGCUUUGGGCGAUGAUGUGUGGAGGCUUGACAAGAUUGGAAAGGACGGGGCAUUCCACAAGAGGCUCAACAAAGCUGGAAUAUUUUCUGUGGAGGACUUUCUGCGUCUGGUGGUGAUGGACCCGCAGAAACUACGAAACAUUCUUGGAAGUGGCAUGUCAAAUAAGAUGUGGGAAGGAACAGUGGAGCAUGCUAAAACGUGCGUCCUCAGCGGAAAGCUGUAUGUCUAUUAUGCCGACGAGAAGCAAAAUAUCGGUGUCAUUUUCAACAACAUCUUUCAGCUAAUGGGCCUUAUGGCCGGUGGGCAGUAUCUUUCUGUGGACUCCCUGUCCGAUGCCGAAAAGGUAUACGUCGACAAGUUAGUAAAGGUGGCAUACGAGAACUGGGAGAGUGUGGUCGAGUACGAUGGUGAGGCACUGAUUGGUUCUAUGCCGCAUUCUCUCCGUGGCAUCGACGCACAUACGGAAGAGCCAGCCAAUGGAAACCGCGGAAGCAGUACGUUGCAGCAGCAGCAGCAGCAGGGGUUUCCCGGCAGUCAGGAGUUCGGCCUUGUUCCAAGAGGGACAGCGUUGACAAAUGCAGGGGGUAGUCAGCCAAGCUACGCUCCAGUCUCCAGCCCUGUGGAGAGCUACUCCUCCCAACAACAGCAGCACCAACAGCACCAACAGCAGCAGCAGCAGCAGCAGCAACAACAACAUCAACAGCAGAGGAAUCAAAACGCGAUGAGCACCGGCCUGUCUCUCCAACAAUCAAUGCCUUCUGGCUCAGGACUGGCUUACUCGCCACAAGUAAAUCCCAACCCCAGCUAUCUGCAGCAGGCACCCACGGCCACAGCCGAGUGGCUCCACAGGCAGACGACUCAAAACGACGAGUUCUACUCGGAGGAAGAGAUCCGUGCAAAGAGCCUCGAGCUCCUGGAGAGCGAGGACAUGAACUUGCAGAUGCAGCAGCUGCUGCGCAUGUUCAACGUGGCCACAAACGAUCAGGCCAGCAGCAUGCCAAACAUGAACUUGCAAGAUUACUUCCCGGUGGAGAGCGUGCCGUCGUCGCCGGAGAAGAAAGGCAGCAAAGUCGGGUGGCUCAAGCUCAAGGCCGCGUUGCGGUGGGGGAUAUUUGUCCGCAAGAGGGCCGCUGCCAGAAGAGCUCGAAUUGAAGAGAUCGAAGAGGAGUGAGCAUUGAGCGCAAGAGAAAUCUACCAGAGCGAGGGAAUAACUGGUAGAGUGGAGAAUGUAAAUUACUGUGGCUCUUCUUUGCUGCUGCUGGCAGGCCGGAUUACAACAAAAAAAAAAGAGAAAACAACUUGUUUGCUA
Messenger RNA from Selaginella moellendorffii, 2355 nucleotides. Its product is annotated as calmodulin-binding protein 60 B. The transcript has 8 exons. Lineage: Eukaryota; Viridiplantae; Streptophyta; Lycopodiopsida; Selaginellales; Selaginellaceae. Gene Ontology annotation, cellular component: nucleus. The record is from RefSeq and is a predicted model, not a curated record. Gene Ontology annotation, biological process: regulation of salicylic acid biosynthetic process. Gene Ontology annotation, molecular function: DNA-binding transcription factor activity; sequence-specific DNA binding; calmodulin binding. The coding region runs from base 307 to 2217 and encodes 636 amino acids.